GUUUGUUCUGAGCUGAUCGGCUUCUCCUCCUCGGGGACUAUCUCGUCUUCCCUCGCAGCAGAACUUUGUCCGAAACCCUCUUUGGAGGCAGACCCGCAGCUCACUUCCGGCGACGACGCGAGGAAGGCGUGCGCCACACUGUGUUUGUAUGAGACGGUUUUCCGCAGCGACAUCAGUCCGUGUUGCAUCUUCUCUUGUGACGGUCAGAUGACUGUAAGAUAACGACCUGCGUGGGCGGAAAUGGACGGAACAAUUGAUUGAAAGACGAAGUCGUGCGCUGGUUUGUUUGACACUGAAGAUAAAGCAGUGCCUCGUGUUUUCCUGCAGACACUGGUGACUGAGGUCCUGAAUGCAGCUGUGAAGCAGGUGGCGAGGAAGAUCUGCUGCGUCUUCCAUGAGCUCACUGCUAACGUGUUUGAGGAGAGUGAGCUCUUCAAGAAGAGCCUGGGCCCAGCACCAAGGUCGCAGGUGGAAAAACAGCCAAGCGUGAGAAAGAUGCCCCAGAAGUCCUCGGGUGCCGUCGCACGCUGUCGCUACUGGUGAAGCGAAUGUUGCUGUGUCCAGCCAGAAGCCCUCCACAGACCGGCACGACCACUUCAGGCACGGGCUCUCUGGGCGUGGCAGUCGGAGGAGGACGUUGCUCAUCCCGAGCACGACCCCAUGGCUCACCUUUCCUGAAGCUCUUCACCUGCCGUCCCUCCAGACCCGUCGGCCCCUCCCAAGCUGGCGGCCGCCUGCUCUCCGCCGCCCGGCAACUGCACGUGGAGUCUCUCGCCGUCAAUGGAGCAGCCUCCACUUCACGUUGCAGUCACUUGCAGCCAGGUGCUGCUAGAAGCUGCGACCUCACUUGCUGAGGUGGAGGCCCCGCCCGCUCCGGUCCCAAAGCUGCCGAGUGACGAGUCCAGAGAGGCUUCCCAGGCUGAGUCAGGCGAACUGCUGAAGGAGCAAGAGCGGCAGCGGCGGCGAGAACUCUACAAAGAGAAGCGCUUCUUCUGCGAGCUGUGCAGCAAAGGUUUCCACCAGCAGCACCAGCUGAAGAAGCACGCGGCGCGGCACGUCAAGCCUUUCCCCUGCAGCAGCUGCGACAAGGGCUUCUACAAAGCUCGCACGCUGCAGAAGCACAUGCUGGUCCACCAGCUGAGGGCGGCGCAGAGCCAGGAUCCCGAUCAGCUGUUGUCCUGCGACCAGUGCCACAAGAAGUUCCGGCAGCUGCGGCAGCUGCGGGUUCACCAGGCCAGCCACCGGCUGGAGAAGAGCCCGCUUCAGUGCGGGCAGUGCGAGCGCACCUUCACCUCGGCUGCAGCCCUGCGCUACCACCAGGUGUCUCACACUGAAGUCAAAGCCUUCAUGUGCGACGUGUGUGGGAAAGAAUUCCGGCGGAAGAAGGGACUGCGAGAACACCAGAGCGUCCACACCGGCGCCCGGCCGCACGGCUGCCAGACCUGCGGGAAGAGGUUCAGCACCGCCAGCAACCUGCGGGUCCACAAGAGGUCGCACUCCGAGGAGCGGCCCUUCAAGUGCUCGCAGUGCGACAAGGCCUUCAAGUCCAAGAUGAGCCUGCUGCACCACGGCGUGGUCCACAGUGGCGAGAAGCCCUUCACCUGCCCCACGUGUGGUCUGAGCUUUGGCCUCAAGUACAACCUGCAGAGACACCUGAGGCUCCACAGCGGAGAGAAGCCCUUCAGGUGCGACCAGUGCGGCGAGGGCUUCUCUGGAACCUGGGCUUUGAAGACUCACAUGCUGGUUCACGGCGUGGAGAAGCCCUUCAUGUGCGACGUGUGCGGGAAGACCUUCUUCUACAACUGUCAGCUUCAGAAGCACCAGCAGCUGGUGCACCGCGAGGGAGGCGGGGCCAACGCCGCCGUGGCCAGGCGCCGACGAAACCCCGGCGUCAAAGCCUUCAGCUGCAAGAUCUGCAGCAAGAGCUUCAGCAGCAGCGUGAGCUUGCGCACGCACGAGAAGAUGCACAGCAGCAGCAAGGAGUUUGUGUGCGAGACGUGCGGCCGCUCCUUCCACCAGCGCCACCUGUACCUGUACCACAGGCGGCAGCACAGCGGCGAGCGGCCCCACGUCUGCCACGCCUGCGACAAGAGCUUCCUGCUGCAGUCGCAGCUCAGGCAGCACCAGCUGCUGCACAGUGGCGUCAAGCCACACAAGUGCCAGCACUGCGGCCGGGAGUUCCGCACGCCGCAAAACUUCCAUCGCCACCUGCUGGUGCACACGGGGGAGAAGCCUUACGAGUGUGUGGUGUGCAGCAGGAAGUUCCGGCAGUCCAACCAGCUCAAGUCGCACAUGCAGAUCCACACGGGGGUCAAGCUGUACACGUGCGCCCGCUGCAGCCAGGGAUUCUCGGACCCUCGGCAGCUGAAGAAGCACAGCUGCGCCGACGAUCCGCCGUCGGUGCCGGAGCCCGUGGCGAAGCCUGCCAAGCAGAAGAGUGUCUUCCUGUGGGCGGACGGCUUCGCCAACCAGUGACGUGUCC
Synchiropus splendidus (mandarinfish) is the source of this 2482-nucleotide messenger RNA. RefSeq names its product zinc finger protein OZF-like. Gene Ontology annotation, cellular component: nucleus. The coding region runs from base 781 to 2475 and encodes 564 amino acids. The transcript is spliced from 5 exons. Gene Ontology annotation, molecular function: RNA polymerase II cis-regulatory region sequence-specific DNA binding; DNA-binding transcription activator activity, RNA polymerase II-specific. Gene Ontology annotation, biological process: regulation of transcription by RNA polymerase II. The record is from RefSeq and is a predicted model, not a curated record. NCBI's taxonomy places the organism in Eukaryota, Metazoa, Chordata, Actinopteri, Syngnathiformes, Callionymidae.